AUGGCCUCCCAAUACCAUCCCUCGGAGUGGGAGGCGGCCGCUUACUACCACGGUGUCUCUGUCGACCCUCCUGAGCUCCUCUACCGCUCAAAUUACCUCGACAAUCCCUUCCCCCGUCCCACGGGCCGGUUUCAGCACCGCCCUAUCAAGACCGUCCACGGAGUCUUCAACACGCCGCUCAACCCCGUCUGGCACGCUGUUGCCCCCAGGAUCCGGGACAUCUUGAAAGUGCGACAGAUCCGUUACUCUGCCAUUCACGCAGCUCGUUUCGUAACCCACGGCGAGGACGGGCAGGAGAGUCUCAGUCCAGUGGUCAUCUGGAUCGCGACUCAUCCCAACAGCACCACCGCCGAGGACGCGCACCUCGCUUCCCCAGACAUUCUCUCUCUUCUCGAGGCCAACGGAGUGCACGGCGCCGUGGUGGAGUGGUUCGAGGGAGCCGUGGAGAGACUGUCCGGUCCGGCCCUUCUGCGCGUCACCUCGGGCGUCGACCCCACACACUACGUCCGUCGGUUCCUGACGGCCGGGCUCGGUAUGCCCAUUGCUACCGCGGAGAGGGAGGUUGACGAUGCGCAGGGGAGCGUCGCAUUCUUCUUCCACGAGAACAAGGACAGGCACGGCAGGGAUAGCGCCAGGGUCCUCGCCGUGAGCAACUGCCAUGUCCUUCGCAAGAACACUACCGUCCCGUACCAGUUCGAGGGCGCUGGCGCACCUCCCCAGCACGUUCGACUUGCCGGCUCCCGUUGCUUCCAGCGUGGCCUCAAGAAGAUCGACACCGCCAUCGACGAACACAGAGACAAUGCCAACAUGCUGGCUCAAAACAUUGUGGACGAUACGGACGCGGCCCAGCGGGUGCGGUUGGCAGAGAAGGACACCGCCGCUCUUGAGGAUUUCAAAGAGGACGUAAACGCUCAGUGGGGCGAUAUCACGCGUCGAAACAUCGGCCACGUUGAUUGGGCUCCCGAGAUCUCCGUCGACGUUGGCGGUAGCGGCUACACCAACUUGAAGGACAUUGGCACAUUCGAGGUCGAUCCGGAGAGGUUCAGGGCCCAGUUCAGGGGCAAUGUAGUCGACCUAGGUGCAAUUCUUCGGAGCCAACAACUCAACGCCAAGUUCUACCCUCAGAUUAACGGUAGGACCGCGUUCGAGUUCCCCUUCGAUCGCCAGCUCAGGAUCGACGGCUGGCUCACGCGCGAGCUGGCUAAUCCUGACACUUCCGACAGCAACAAUGAGGCCUGCAUCGUCGUCAUGAAAGAUGGUAACACCAGCGAUCUUACGGUGGGACGCUUCGCCGGCCUCGAGGCCUACACUUGUGACGAGCUCGGUGUCGAGUCCGUGGAACUCGCUGUUUACAAUUACGGCAAGCAGUCCGGGGACUUCUCCGCCCAGAGACACCGCUGCACCCGGGUAUGUAUGAGAUUCCUGGGCGACUCCGGCUCGCUCAUCUUCGACGGCAAGGGCAAGAUGGUUGGGAUACUCCAUUCUGGGCUGGCGACUCGGAAAGGCGAAAGUCACCACGUCACCUACGCAACCCCUGCGUGGUGGGCCAUCGAGCAGCUCAAAGCCCAGUAUCCGCACGCCGAGUUCAGCCGCGAUCGCUUCUAA
Molecule: messenger RNA, 1605 nt
Organism: Fomitopsis serialis
Lineage: Eukaryota; Fungi; Basidiomycota; Agaricomycetes; Polyporales; Fomitopsidaceae
Exons: 4
Coding region: 1-1605 (534 amino acids)
Source: RefSeq, a predicted model, not a curated record